Cladocopium goreaui is the source of this 465-nucleotide messenger RNA. NCBI's taxonomy places the organism in Eukaryota, Dinophyceae, Suessiales, Symbiodiniaceae. The record is from the annotation of a GenBank genome assembly.
AUGCUCCACAUGCCCAUGUUCGAGUGGCGAGAUCGCGAGAGUGAACUGCGGCGGGAGCAGAAGGGCGAAUCCUGUCGCAUCCACGGCUACUUCGACGUCAACAGGGUUCCUGGCAAUUUCCACAUCGGCACGCACGGUGCGAUGGUGCCCUCCUACCUCUCCUUCUACGACGAACCCUCGCCACCGCAGCAGAACAUGAGGCAUACCAUCAACUCCCUGGCUUUCGUGGACGUUGGUUCCCCGGGCAGUGGCAUGUCUCGGCCCUUGGACGGUUUCAAGAGCCCUCAAGCCUUCACUUUCCAGUAUUAUUUGAUGAUCACCCCAGUGACCCGAAAAACGGCGGCGGCCGAUGACUACGGCUACCGUUUUUCGGCGAGUUCCUUCGUGACCAACGAACUCAUUGGCCCCGCGGUCUUCUUUCGGAUGGAGAUCGAUCCCAUUCGGGUCACGAACUACACCGAGACG